Messenger RNA from Arabis nemorensis, 1143 nucleotides. The record is from the annotation of a GenBank genome assembly. Lineage: Eukaryota; Viridiplantae; Streptophyta; Magnoliopsida; Brassicales; Brassicaceae.
AUGACGAUGUUGUGUUACCCAAUUCCCAUACCUAAAACGAAAAAGAUUGCUUUCGAGAAAGUGAUCCAGUUUAAGGAAACAGACACGAAUCUUGAGCUCAACAACUUAAGCUUGAAACGUAAACAAGUCGAGGAUAUCAUGAACAGAAGCUUCCUUGGGACUGAAGCUAUUGUAAGAGAGGAUCUUCUUAGAAUCGAAGAGUACCUUACUUCACUUCAAAAUUUGAUAGAUAACCUGAAUAAGCCUUGUAAUGAAGCCACGAAAAAUAGUUUCUAUAAGAGUCUCAAGAUAUUAUGGAGCAGUCCUUUGACCUAUUGUUGUAAGCCUUCAAAUGGUCUAAGCUUCACUCGUAUACUUCAGCGUAAAUGCAAAUGUAAAUCUUCAUCAUUCUACCAAGUCAAUGGAAUAUUGUUCGAGCUAUAUAUGGUUCAAUUUCUUUACGCUCUAAAGCUCAGGGAGAAAGCAAUGGAGUUAAUCCCCACAGAUAUGGUGCAAUCAACUACCGCUUAUCGUGAAGCAGCUGGUGUUUUUGAUUAUCUGUCUCAGAUAGUUCAUCCUAUUUACACACAUUCGGGGCUUAUCAAGACGCUUCCCGAAUUAACAUCUUCGGUUUGUUCCUCCAUGAGUCUCCUCUGUUUAGCUGAAGGACAGGCUGUGACGGUGAAGAAGGCUAAAGAAACGGGGACAAGUGCAAGUCUAAUGACGAAACUCCAUUACGGUGUGACACAAUUUGUUACUGAAGCCAACAUUCAAGAUAAAGAGCUCUCGUUCCGCUUUUCGGAUUAUGUAUCGACAUUGGGUGCUUUACAUGAGCUGAAGAGCGGAAAAAACUUAGCGGAAAGCUUGGAAUCAGAAGGGAAAGUAGGGGAAGCCAUAGGGGUCUUGCGCCGCGCAUUGGCCACAACGAAGAAGACUACUCAAUCCCGAGAUAGCACGUGGAAGUCGAUAUUCAGUAAAGAGAAAGACCAAGUGACUACAAUGAUGAACAAGUACGAACGGUUAAACAAGUCCAUGAUGCUUCAACGUAUUCCUUUAGAAGCUGAAUUGCCUCUUCUUCAAGGUGAAAAGAUUGUCAGGCUAAUUACUUACCAUCCCACCAAAAAGGAGAAAGAACUUAACUUUGAGUUGAAACCAAAAAAGUAA